AUUCAUCCACCCAUUUUUUGAUAGCGCCUGAAACAUAAUAUUAUUUGUAAUGAUUUUCUCACCGCAAAUAGUAAAAACUAUAAAACUGUACCUUUUUUUUUUUCCUCACUUCUUCUUUCUUGUCCCAAAAAAAUGCUUCUUGUUCCUACCUCAAAACACACUAUCCCUGUUCACCCUUCAACGGAUGGCUGGGAGAAACAACAACUAUCUGUGGAGAGACAUGAAUACCCUGCCAAAAGCAACGCCAACAGAAAGCUCGCAUUCUUAUUCUCUCAUUCGAACGGCUUCCAUAAAGAAUCCUUGCAUCCUCUCAUGAGAAGAUUCAUUAACCAUUUGCGUAGUUUACAAGAGUAUGACCAGACCGAUAUCACCAUGGUUGCUUGGGAUGCACGUACACACGGUGAUUCUGCUCGCUUAAACGAAGGCAUUUUUGAGGAUUCAUAUAGAUGGUCUGAUAAUGCAUUGGAUACGCUGCAAGUAAUUGAAGAAAUGGAACUUAACACAGGUUAUGAUAAAUUGAUUGGUGUAGGUCACAGUUUCGGUGCUUCUUCAAUGAUCUUGUUAGAGUUCUAUUAUCCCAAUACAUUUGAUGCAUUGUGUGUGAUUGAGCCUGUCAUGAACAGAGUCUUUUUGGCUGGUGAGCUUCAAGCCAUGGUACCUGUGCUUGCCUCCAGAAAGAGACGCGAUGAAUGGCCUAAUCGUGAGGAAUGUCACAAGUCUUUGGCAUCAAGAGGCUUUUUCAAGCUAUUACACCCUGAAGUUUUGGACAAUUACGUGAAUUAUGGCAUGUAUGAUACCGAGGAGGGAACUAUCAAGCUCAAAUGUCCAAGAGAGUCCGAAUACCACAUUUUUAGAAACGCACAGUAUGAUACUGCUGUUGCAAUCCGAUCACUGAAAACAAUCACUAUUCCUAUUCAUUUCGUAUAUGCAUUGGGUUCCUCAUUCGUUGCACGUGAUGAAGCUGCUAGUGUAAUUGAUGAGAAUCGAAAGAUGAUUACACUUGAAUUUGUUGAAGGCACACAUAUGGUGCCCAAUGAGACACCCGAGAUUAUCAUUCCUCACAUCAUGAAGACCAUUUCAAGAUUAAACAAUAAAGCCAAGCUUUAGUAAAAAAAAGAAAAGAAAAGAAAAAUAGACAUGUUUUUUGCCUCUAU
Messenger RNA from Mucor mucedo, 1154 nucleotides. RefSeq names its product Alpha/Beta hydrolase protein. Bases 133 to 1107 code for a protein of 324 amino acids. NCBI's taxonomy places the organism in Eukaryota, Fungi, Mucoromycota, Mucoromycetes, Mucorales, Mucoraceae. The record is from RefSeq and is a predicted model, not a curated record. The transcript is spliced from 8 exons.